Lucilia cuprina (Australian sheep blowfly) is the source of this 2801-nucleotide messenger RNA. It is a transcript of the gene GluClalpha, whose product is annotated as glutamate-gated chloride channel. Gene Ontology annotation, biological process: regulation of membrane potential; chemical synaptic transmission; chloride transmembrane transport. The record is from RefSeq and is a predicted model, not a curated record. Gene Ontology annotation, cellular component: neuron projection; membrane; synapse. NCBI's taxonomy places the organism in Eukaryota, Metazoa, Arthropoda, Insecta, Diptera, Calliphoridae. The transcript has 13 exons. The coding region runs from base 905 to 2278 and encodes 457 amino acids. Gene Ontology annotation, molecular function: chloride channel activity; neurotransmitter receptor activity; extracellular ligand-gated monoatomic ion channel activity.
GCACAUUGAUUUUCAGUCAGGUGGAGACAGUUGACGUGUACGGUUGUUAAUUAAACGGCUCAAGUGUUUAAGUGUAAAAGUUUGUGCAAAAAAAUAAAAAAAAAAUCCUAUAGUGAAAAAUUCAUAUUUAAAAUGAGGAAUAAUUUCUAAUCUUAACAACAUUAUUUAAUAAAUUAAUGGAAAAUGUUGGAAAAGUAUGCAAAAAUAAUUAAUAUUCGUUUAAUAUUAGUUUUAAAAACUAGCAAUUAUUAAAAAGUAAAUCAGACAGAAAAAAAUAGGAAAAAAAUCACAUCCUUUUGUUAACAUCUAUUUGCAAGAAGCUAGAAAAAAGAACCACAACAGCAACAACAACAAAUUAUUACUAUAAUAAUGUUUCCCCUAGACUAUACAACAACAAGUAAUUAAAAUCAAACAAUUCAAUUAAAAGUUGUGCAAAAAUAAUCUCCAUCAAUGAUCGUACAACAUUGAAAUUGUUAUAAAAAAAAGAUAGUGAAUCAAAUCAACUACUUACUUACUACUACUAAAUAUUAGGUCUCCGACAAGUGUAAUUAACAUUUUUAACAAGAAUUUUUAAAUUCAAACAAAACUGAGAAGGGGAAAAUUUAAUAAACUAAAAACAAAAUUACAUACAAGAAUAAAAAUAAUUGUAACAUUGUCAUCACCAAUGUCACCAACAUCUACAACAACAGUAAAUACAACAACGUCUACAUCAUCCACAGAAUCAGUAGCAGCAGCAUCUGUCAGCGGUGCAAAUAAAAGAAAUUAAAACUAAAUUAUAGUGAACAAUUAAAAAGCGUUUAAUUAAGUAAACGCUGUUUAAUCCAAAGAAAACAACCACACACUCAAGCUUUCUCAUCUGAACGCCAAAUAAAACCAGCACCACAGCAACAGUUGCAGCUAAAAAAUGGGAACCGGCCAUUAUUUUUGGGCGAUAUUCUAUUUUGCCAGUUUAUGUAGUGCAUCAUUAGCUAAUAAUGCCAAAAUAAAUUUCCGAGAAAAGGAGAAAAAAGUCUUAGAUCAAAUUUUAGGUGCAGGCAAAUAUGAUGCAAGAAUACGACCCUCCGGUAUUAAUGGAACGGAAAAUUUACCCACGUAUGUCUAUGUCAACAUGUUCCUACGGUCUAUUUCAAAAAUCGACGAUUACAAAAUGGAAUACAGUGUUCAGCUGACAUUCCGUGAACAGUGGACGGAUGAACGUUUGAAAUUUGAUGACAUACAAGGUCGUCUCAAAUAUUUGACAUUAACAGAAGCCAAUCGAGUUUGGAUGCCCGAUCUGUUCUUUUCCAAUGAGAAAGAGGGUCAUUUCCACAAUAUCAUUAUGCCAAAUGUUUACAUACGUAUUUUUCCAAACGGUUCAGUUCUGUACAGUAUUCGUAUAUCACUGACAUUGGCAUGUCCCAUGAAUUUGAAAUUGUAUCCAUUGGAUCGUCAAAUUUGUUCACUACGUAUGGCCAGUUAUGGCUGGACUACAAAUGAUCUUGUCUUCCUGUGGAAAGAAGGUGAUCCUGUACAAGUGGUAAAGAAUUUACACCUACCUCGCUUUACGCUCGAAAAAUUCUUGACUGAUUAUUGCAACAGUAAAACCAAUACGGGUGAAUACAGUUGCCUCAAAGUCGAUCUACUAUUCAAGCGAGAAUUCUCAUAUUACUUAAUUCAAAUUUAUAUCCCAUGCUGUAUGCUGGUAAUUGUCUCAUGGGUGUCAUUCUGGCUUGAUCAAGGUGCUGUACCAGCUCGUGUAUCAUUGGGUGUCACCACUCUCCUAACAAUGGCUACACAAACAUCGGGUAUUAAUGCUUCACUGCCCCCAGUCUCAUACACAAAGGCCAUUGAUGUUUGGACUGGUGUGUGUUUGACGUUCGUAUUUGGUGCCCUGCUCGAGUUCGCCUUGGUGAACUAUGCGUCCCGCUCAGGUUUGAAUAAAGCUAACAUGCACAAGGAGAAUAUGAAAAAGAAACGACGGGAUUUGGAGCAGGCCAGUAUAGAUGCUGCUUCAGAUUUAUUGGAUACAGACAGUAAUGCAACAUUUGCAAUGAAACCUUUGGUACGCCAUCCGGGUGAUCCAUUGGCAUUGGAAAAGUUGAGACAAUGUGAAGUUCAUAUGCAGCCACCAAAACGUCCAAACUGCUGUAAGACUUGGCUGUCAAAGUUCCCCACAAGACAAUGUUCUAGAUCGAAGAGAAUCGAUGUUAUAUCACGAAUAACAUUCCCGCUGGUCUUCGCCUUAUUCAAUCUGGUCUACUGGAGCACCUACCUAUUCCGUGAAGAGGAGGAUGAGUAAAUGCCAAAAUAAAAUAUAUUUUAAUUUUAAGAGCAAAACCUAAAGAUUUUACUAAUCAAUGAUUAAAUUUUUCUUCUUUUUUAUGUUUACAUUUUUUAUAUAUAUUUACUUAUACUUUUUUACGUUACAACGUUAUCGUUUACGUUUUCACUUUCACUUCUCUUGACGAUGUUUGUGUUAUUAUUUGUUACAAACGAAAACCUAAUAAAUGCAUAAAAAAUAUAACGAAACCAACUAAAUUUUUCUACGUCAAAUUCGAAACGAAAUCAAAAAAAAAAAACUUAAAAAAUAUCGUACCAAAUAAAGGGCUUUCUAAAUGCAUGAUGUGAAAGAUGAUAAGGAACUUUACCAUAAUGACAAUGGCUAUGUAGAAUUCUAUCGAAUGAAAACCCCAAAAGAAAGAAUGAAAGUAAAAAGUUUAAAUUUCGACCUCAAACCCUGCCCCUCUAAAAAACGAAAUUCAAGUUAAAAAAAAGUGUGAUUUGUUAUAUAGAGAUUAAAAAUUCAUAAUCCCAGAAAAAAA